Molecule: messenger RNA, 2082 nt
Organism: Pezoporus flaviventris
Lineage: Eukaryota; Metazoa; Chordata; Aves; Psittaciformes; Psittacidae
Gene: EEPD1
Product: endonuclease/exonuclease/phosphatase family domain containing 1
Exons: 7
Coding region: 157-1830 (557 amino acids)
Biological process (GO): DNA repair
Cellular component (GO): plasma membrane
Molecular function (GO): catalytic activity; DNA binding
Source: RefSeq, a predicted model, not a curated record
GAGGAAGGGGGGGAAGAAGAAGAGGAAGGGCGCGGGGCUCGCCUGACCGAGUCCCUUCGUGCCUGCCCGCAGCCGCCGCGGUCCGCCCGUCGCCGGCCUCCCGCGGGGGCCCAUGAGUGCCGGGCGGGCUGCACCCCGCGCCCGCCGGUCGGUGAGAUGGGGGGGAGCCUGGGCUGCCACCGCGCCAUCCCCCGCGACCCGGCCGACCUGUGCCACAGCCGCAAGUUCAGCGCGGCGUGCAACUUCAGCAACAUCCUGGUGAACCAGGAGCGGCUCAACAUCAACACGGCCACCGAGGAGGAGCUCAUGACCCUGCCCGGCGUCACCCGCGUGGUGGCCCAGAACAUCGUGGAGUACCGGGAGUACAUCGGCGGCUUCAAGAAAGUGGAGGACCUGGCGCUGGUGAGCGGGGUCGGGGCUGCCAAGCUGGAGCAGGUGAAGUUUGAGAUCUGCGUGAGCAGCAAGGGCAGCUCUGUGCAGCACUCGCCCAGCUCCCUGCGCAAGGACCUGCCUGCUGAGCAUCACCUCUCCGCCACCAAGAUCAACAUCAACACGGCCACCCCGGCGCAGCUCAUGAGCAUCCGCGGCAUCACCGAGAAGAUUGCCAACAGCAUCGUGGACUACCGCAAAGAGCACGGCCCCUUCAAAAGCAUCGAGGACCUGGUGAGGAUGGACUGCAUCAAUUCCUCCUUCCUGGACAAAAUCAGGCAUCAGAUUUUUGCGGAGCGUUCCCGGCCCCCUUCGACGAACACCAAUGGUGGCCUCAACUUCACCGCCAAGCCUCACCCCAGCCCCACCUCUCUGAGCCUCCAGAGCGAGGACUUGGACUUCCCUCCUGGGGGUCCGACCCAGAUCAUAUCCACUCGCCCCUCUGUGGAGAUGUUUGGGGGGGUGAGGGACGGCAGACCCGUCCUGAGGGUGGCUACCUGGAACCUGCAAAGUUGCUCCGUCGAGAAAGCCAACAACCCAGGAGUGCGGGAGGUGGUGUGCAUGACGCUGCUGGAGAACAGUAUCAAGCUUUUGGCUGUACAGGAGCUGGUUGAUAGAGAAGCUCUGGAAAAGUUUUGUGCGGAGCUGAACCAGCCGACGCUGCCAAACAUCCGCAAGUGGAAGGGCCCUAGAGGAUGUUGGAAGGGUGUUGUUUCCGAAAAGCCCUCAGGCCAGCUACACAAGGGAGUUGAAUAUUCUGGCUUCCUCUGGGACACCACAGCUGGCAUCGAACUGAAAGAUGCCUCAUCUCAGGAGAGUCCACAGACGAACGGCAAUGGCAAGCACUCGUACCCUCACCCUUAUCUCGCCCAUUUCAAGGUUGGGAUGAACGACCUGACCCUGGUUAACCUUCACCUGGCCUUGCCGGCGGGCGAGAACACCGGGAAGAGCCACGACAGCCACAAACUGGCGGCCUUUGCACAGACUCUGCAGGAGACACUGAAAGGAGAAAAAGACGUGAUCAUCCUGGGAGAUUUUAACCAGGCCCCAGACACAAGCGACCACGACAUACUGAGGAAGGAGAAGUUCCAUCACCUGGUCCCUUCCAGCACCUUCACCAACAUCAGCACAAAGAACCCACAGGGAUCCAAGUCGCUGGAUAACAUCUGGAUCAGCCGGAGCUUGAAGAAGCUUUUCACAGGCCAUUGGGCUGUCGUGCGCGAAGGUCUCACAAACCCGUGGAUCCCUGAUAACUGGUCCUGGGGUGGGGUGGCCUCGGACCACUGCCCCGUGCUCGCUGAGUUCUACCUGGAAAAGGACUGGAGCAGGAAGGAGGUGACGCGGAACGGGAACGGGGUGACGGUGGAACGCAGCGACUCCCACGCGAAGCACGAACGAUGACGUGAACUUGAGGGUGCCUUCUGCUCGCCGGGGAGCAGGCGGAGGCUGCCUCCCCUUCGCCUUCCUUCCCUCUCUCCUCCCCGUGCCUGGGGAGCUUCAGCACUUGAUUUCAGUGGCCGUGGCCUUGAGCCCCUCCUGGACAGUUGUGGGGUGCCCCAUGGCAGCGCUUUGUGGGGUCACAGAGGACAUUUCCCAUGCCUGGAGACUGGAAUGAGGAUUGUACAGGAAAUAAAGUGUACUUUUAAUACUGUG